Ustilago hordei is the source of this 1164-nucleotide messenger RNA. Its product is annotated as putative FOL2 - GTP cyclohydrolase I. Gene Ontology annotation, molecular function: GTP binding; zinc ion binding; GTP cyclohydrolase I activity. Lineage: Eukaryota; Fungi; Basidiomycota; Ustilaginomycetes; Ustilaginales; Ustilaginaceae. The record is from RefSeq and is a predicted model, not a curated record. Gene Ontology annotation, biological process: tetrahydrofolate biosynthetic process; tetrahydrobiopterin biosynthetic process. The transcript is spliced from 2 exons. The coding region runs from base 1 to 1164 and encodes 387 amino acids. Gene Ontology annotation, cellular component: cytoplasm.
AUGGCAGACAACCACUGCUCACGCUCCCAAACACAGUCCAGCCCACAGAAUGAAGAGGUAAAAGACGGAGGAAACGCAUUCUUCGACACCUUCUUUGCCUCGGCAUUGCAACGAGCGAAUAUGUCUUCUGGCGAGUUGAAAGGGUUGAACGACCAAACCAGUUCUGCUGCACACCCGCUUCCCCCCUCCCCCCUCACCAUCGCCACGCGGGAAGAUGAAGAUGUAUACGCUCCAGAUGGAAACGGACUGGACUGUGGACGCGGUCCUGGCGACAUCCCCUCUCCGCCAAACGAAAAAGCAAGCUGGAGCGCUACACGACAACAAACGUCAGCACUGGCAAAUGGAGUAUCGACGUUAAACCUCGAUUCUGCUUCUUCCUGCACGAGCACCAGGGUGAACCGCGAUCUGGACCUGGUUGCAACAAGACGCGGUGGAGGCCUGGGCACGCCGACCGGCACACCAACCUACAUUGGUUCCUCUUUCGACCGGCAUCCGACGCAUCCGCAUUCAGGCACGUUGACACCAGUCAUGGAUCCGCAUUCCGGCUUGGGUUGGCCAGCGAAAUCUACACUCGAUCGAUCACAGCAUAGCGCAGAAGAAGCGCAAGAGAACCAAGCGAGGCUCUCUGCAGCAAUCAAGACAGUCUUGCAAUGCAUCGGGGAAGAUCCAGGGCGAAGUGGAUUGGCGAAAACACCAGAGAGGUAUGCAAAGGCCUUGCUCUGGAUGACAAAGGGUUAUGAGGUGAGGUUAAGCGAUGUGAUUGCCAAUGCGAUAUUCGAUGAGCAACACGACGAAAUGGUCAUCGUCAGGGAUAUAGACAUUUUCAGUCUUUGCGAACAUCAUCUGGUGCCCUUUACUGGAAAGAUCCACAUCGGAUACAUCCCAAACCGACUCGUAAUCGGCCUCUCCAAGUUAGCCCGUAUAGCAGAAACAUUCGCACGCCGCCUCCAAGUGCAGGAGAGGCUAACAAAACAGGUAGCCCUAGCUCUCGACGAAGCCUUGCGCCCGCAGGGGGUAGCGGUCGUCGUCGAAUGCCAACAUCUCUGCAUGGCCAUGCGAGGAGUUCAGAAACCAGGCGCUACCACUGUAACCAGCUGCAUGUUGGGCGUCUUUAGAGACAGGCAGAAGACUCGGGAGGAAUUUCUAUCUCUCAUCAAAAAGUAG